Molecule: messenger RNA, 677 nt
Organism: Zingiber officinale
Lineage: Eukaryota; Viridiplantae; Streptophyta; Magnoliopsida; Zingiberales; Zingiberaceae
Product: 40S ribosomal protein S16-like
Exons: 1
Coding region: 87-521 (144 amino acids)
Biological process (GO): maturation of SSU-rRNA from tricistronic rRNA transcript (SSU-rRNA, 5.8S rRNA, LSU-rRNA); translation
Cellular component (GO): ribosome; cytosolic small ribosomal subunit
Molecular function (GO): structural constituent of ribosome; RNA binding
Source: RefSeq, a predicted model, not a curated record
AUAUAAGGCAUUGCAAUUCUCUCUUGAGCACCGAUUUUGCUGGUUUUGUUCCUGGCGCUCCUCUUGCUCGAGCUUGUGCGGCGACGAUGGCGGCGGCGGCGGAAUCGGUGCAGUGCUUCGGCAGGAAGAAGACAGCCGUCGCGGUGGCGCACUGCAAACGCGGCCGCGGCCUGAUCAAGGUGAACGGCGUCCCCAUCGAGCUGGUGAAGCCGGAGAUCCUCCGCCUCAAGGCCUUCGAACCCAUCCUACUCCUCGGGCGGCAGAGGUUCGCGGGGGUCGACAUCCGCAUCCGCGUCAAGGGCGGCGGCAAGACUUCCCAGAUCUACGCCAUCCGCCAGAGCAUCGCAAAGGCCCUCGUCGCCUACAACCAGAAGUACGUGGACGAGCAGUCCAAACAGGAGAUCAAGGACAUACUCGUACGCUACGACCGGACCCUUCUCGUCGCCGACCCCCGCCGGUGCGAGCCCAAGAAGUUUGGUGGUCGUGGCGCUCGGGCUCGUUUCCAGAAGUCGUACCGGUAGAUCCACAGGGUCUGUAAUUCUGAACCUUUCCUCUCUUUUUUGUUAUGCUUUCAGUUGCUGUUGCUUCGUCGGAUGUUGCUUUUGGAUCAUACAAAUUGCCCUGAUUCUGAACUGUGAUUUCUAUCUAUUCCGAUUCAUCGCUAUUAUGAAACUUUA